AUGAACACACCUGCAGCACCCGAGAGUGGGGUUAUUUUUGACUGUAGCUACCGCGACUUAGCAACUCCAUCUAAAGAAGGCCUGUCCUAUCAACUGAUCCGUGAGAGUUGCCAAACCCGUAGUACCACGGAAACAGUGCUAAGUUCAAUUAUUUGGAUUAGCGUAUCCAGCACUCUAGCUAUUUUAUCCUAUCUCUUCUAUAUUUAUGCCCAUGCAGGCCAAAACCUAGUUGAUGCUAACAACAGCCCGUACGACUUUUCCGAUGUACUUGUUUUCUUGGGGCUAAUGAUCACAACUUGUGUAGUAGCUUUAUUACUUCGCCAGUUAUCUCGUCGGAAAGCGAACAAGGCGUUCAAUCUUGGCGAUGCUUUAGGCAGAUGGUUUGUCUACUCUUUAGUAUCCUUAUGUGUAUUUGGCGGGGCUGUUGUUCUUUUUGCUCAUGUUGCUAUUGAUAACCAGAAAGCAUAUCUUAUUGAUCAUCUGUUUGUUCUACCAGUCGGGCUACUGAUUAUUGGGUUAGUAGCAGCCUUUUUGGAGUACUUCAAGUUCAAAACCAAGUACCCUUCUGCUGCCAAAGUCGCUACAUUUAUUGCCCUUCUUCUUAUUGGAGCUCUUUUACUUGCACUUACCCUUCUACUAACUCACAUCUCAUUUGAGAUACUUGCUUUGGCCGCUAGUGCCGGCCACACCUAA
This is a messenger RNA of Nematocida homosporus, 693 nucleotides long. RefSeq lists its product as uncharacterized. The record is from RefSeq and is a predicted model, not a curated record. The transcript has a single exon. NCBI's taxonomy places the organism in Eukaryota, Fungi, Microsporidia. Bases 1 to 693 code for a protein of 230 amino acids.